AGUCACUUAACCGUCGUUUUUCUUAUUAUACGGUGAAGAAGAAGAAUAUUAUUUCCGUUGAGUCCCUCCGCCGGUUCUGGUUCUCUCUAACGACUCCCUCCUCCUCCUUCACGUCAUCUUCAACCUCUUCACGUCUUCUAUAGAAACAUACGCGCAUGCAUUUCACCAUUUAUCUCUAUAUCGAAAGCCUUCGGUUCAUUUUCAAGUCACCGGAGGCAGCUUUUGCCAAUCAGAAUUGUUAGCCAAAUAAGGAGCCAAGGAAUUACACAAGUUUUGGAAUUGAUCUGGUUUCGUGUGCGUAACAGUUAGGGUGUCGACGAAUCUUACAGAAAUGCCAUUGGAAUCGUCUUCAGACCACGAAGCGGACGAUUCCGAUGCUGAGUUCGUUGAGAUCGAUCCCUCCGGUCGUUAUGGACGGUAUAAGGAAGUGCUAGGAAAGGGGGCUUGCAAAAAGGUAUAUAGAGCAUUUGAUGAAUUGGAAGGAAUUGAAGUAGCUUGGAAUCAAAUAAGGAUUUCUGAUUUCUUGAGGAACCCUGAGGAGUUGGAGCGUCUAUACUCUGAAGUUCAUUUGCUUAAAACACUUAGGCACAAGAACAUCAUCAAAUUCUACAACUCUUGGGUUGAUACAAAGAACGACCAUGUCAACUUCAUCACUGAGAUCUUCACAUCUGGGACAUUAAGACAGUACCGAAAGAAACAUAAGCAUGUAGAUUUGAGAGCAUUGAAGAAAUGGUCUAAACAGAUAUUGGAGGGGUUAGUGUAUCUUCAUAGUCAUGAUCCUCCAGUUAUUCAUCGUGACCUCAAGUGUGACAACAUUUUUGUCAAUGGAAAUCAAGGAGAGGUAAAGAUUGGUGACCUUGGAUUAGCUGCCAUUCUUCGCCAAGCUCGUUCUGCUCACAGUGUCAUUGGAACUCCUGAGUUCAUGGCACCAGAGCUUUAUGAAGAGGAUUACAAUGAACUUGUGGAUAUUUAUGCAUUUGGGAUGUGCUUACUUGAAUUGGUGACAUUUGAGUAUCCAUAUGUUGAAUGUACCAAUGCUGCUCAAAUAUAUAAAAAAGUCACAUCUGGUGUGAAGCCGGCUUCAUUAGCAACAGUGAAGGAUCCUGAAAUCAAAUCAUUUAUCGAAAAAUGUCUUGCAAAAGUCUCUUAUAGAUUAAGCGCCAAGGAACUGUUAAUGGACAAUUUUCUUCAUGCUGAUGAGGAUUAUAAUAACAUAAAUAAACAAAAACACUCUGAUCCUGAUCCAGGUGGCGACACUGAGAACGUUGAAACUCCAAACAACUCUAUGCCUGAUACUGCUAGGGAUUUCACAGUGAUGGCUCAAGUCAGAGACCCAAACACCGUAUUCUUGAAACUACGUAUAGAAGAUGUAACAGGUAAUGUUCGGAAUAUCCACUUCCCCUUUGAUAUCGAAGCUGACACACCAACUGCAGUUGCAAGAGAAAUGGUGGAAGAGUUGGAUUUAACCGAUCAAGACGUGUCUGUAAUUGCCGAAAUGAUUGAAGCAGAAAUCCGUUCAUGUUUUCCUGACUGGGCACUAACGGAAUAUUCCAAUGACGGCAAUGAAUUAGCUGACCCUCAAUACGAUUCUCCUUCCCCAUCAACCAACAAAUCCUGUGCUUCUCCUGGACAUUUAUCUCUUGAACGAUUGCCUUCUGGUAGGAGAUACUGGAGCGAUGCACCCAAAACUGGUUGCUCUCCACUUAAACCCGUUCCUUCAGAUAUCGAUGAAGAAGAAAACACCCAACCAUUUCCAAAUGAUGAUGAUGAUGAUAAUGAUAAUGAUGUGAAUAUGAUUGUGGAGAAAAUUGAACAAAUAAUGGUUGAUCAACAAAAAGAGUUGGAUGAGCUUAAAAAGAAACAUGGAUUGAUUGUAUCAAAAUUUUUGAUGAAACUUUCUCCCGAAACCCGACAAGAAGUUGUUACCAUUUGUAAAGUCGAGAUCUCAAAAGAAGAUUCUGAUAUAAAAGGUGAAGAUGGAGAUGAGGAAGGAGGAAAUGGAAAGCAUAGCCCGGGACGUUUGUUCAAGCAGAAGUUCAAGACCAGGAUAGAGUAUACGAGGCCAAGCAGGGGUAUUGCUGUAAUUUUGAGAAACGAUAGUGCGAAUUCAUGACAUUUGAGGGUCCCAAACAUUUUGAAUAAAGAUUGUUGUGUUGGAGGGAAUUGUAUAUAUGAUUAUUUGUUAACACGAAGAGGUUUGAUUUAUGUUUGAGUAGUUGAGUUAAGUUGUGAAAUUUGAAGGACUUUGUAGAUGGAUAUUGGGUG
Molecule: messenger RNA, 2265 nt
Organism: Lactuca virosa
Lineage: Eukaryota; Viridiplantae; Streptophyta; Magnoliopsida; Asterales; Asteraceae
Source: the annotation of a GenBank genome assembly